CCUAAAGUGCAUAGAAACCAAAGUCCAAAGCCAACCGACGUGGAAGCAGUUCUCUCUUUCGGGAGAAAUAUAACACGCAAUAAUUAGUCUGUUACUCAGAAACAACCACAAGGAUGGCCUCUGCUAACGCUUCCUGGUCUGAGGAGAACUUUUCAUGUUCCAUCUGUCUGGAUGUGUUCAGCAGUCCAGUUUCCACACCAUGUGGACACAACUUCUGCAGAACCUGUAUUACGAAGUUCUGGGAUAAACAAGUCCAGUACAAAUGUCCUGUAUGCAACGAGCAUUUCCACACUAGACCUGAUCUACGUGUCAAUAUCCUCUUAUCAGAGCUGGCCUCUCAGUUUAGAACGACCGUACGAGUAAAAGAGCAGCCUUGUGUUGAAUCAUCAGAAGUUCCCUGUGAUGUCUGUACUGGGACCCAGCUGAAGGCUGUGAAGUCCUGCCUAGUGUGUUUUGUCUCUUUCUGCCAAACCCACCUGGAACCACAUCAGAGAAUCGCAGUCCUGAAGAAACAUCGGCUGGUCGAGCCAAUGGACCGUCUGGAAGACAGGUUGUGUAAGAAACACGACAGACUUCUGGAGCUCUUCUGCAAAACUGAAUUUUUGUGUGUGUGUCAGUCCUGCACAGAGGGUGAUCACAGGUCCCAUCCUGUUGUACCUCUAAAGGAGGAAUAUGAAGUGAAGAUGGCCCAGCUGGGGAAGAUGGAGGCUGAAGUUCAGCAGAUGAUCCACGAGAGACAAAAUAAUAUUCAGGAGAUUAAAGACACAGUUAAACGCAGCAAAGCAGAUGCAGACAGAGAGAUAGCCGAUGGUGUGCAGGUGCUCACUGCUCUGAUGCGCUCCAUUGAAGAGUGCCAGGAUGAUCUCAACCAAAUGGUUAAAGAGAGACUGAAAUCCACAGAGAAACAAGCUGAAGACCUCAUCAAAGAACUGGAGCAGGAAAUAGAAGAUCUGACAAAUAGAGGCUCAGAGGUGAAGCAGCUCUCACACACUAAAGACCACCUCCACUUCCUCCAGGCCUUCAGAUCCCUGAAGGAUCCUCCACCCACCAGGGACCGGACGACGGUGGAGGUCCGUCCUCCGUCAUACGUAGGGACCUUGAGGAGAUCCCUGGAUCAGCUGGAGGAGACACUGAACAUGGAGAUGAAGAAGCUACGUGAUGAUGUUGAACUGAAGAGGGUCCAGCAGUAUGAAGUAGAUGUGACUCUGGAUCCUGAUACAGCUCAUCCCAGGCUCAUCCUGUCUGAGGAUGGGAAACAAGUCCAUGAUGGAGGUGUAGCGACGAAACUCACAAACAACCCUCAGAGAUGUACAUAUUAUAUAUGUGUGCUUACGAGGCAGAGCUUCUCCUCAGGGAGAUUUUACUUUGAGGUCCAAGUUAAAGACAAGACUGUAUGGUAUUUAGGAGUGGCCAGUGCGUCUAUCAACAGAAAAGAUGGGAUCAAGUGGACCCCUAAGACGGGUUACUGGACUCUUCAAAAUGAAAAUUGCUGGUUGGUAUUUAAAGGUAACCCUGAUGUCUGUCUUCCUCUGAGAGCUGAGCUCCAGAAGGUGGGGGUGUUUGUUGAUUAUGAUGAGGGUCUGGUCUCCUUCUAUGAUGUUGAAGCCAGGGUUCAUCUCUACUCUGCUACCGGCUGCACCUUUAGAGGGCCUCUCUAUCCACUCCUCAGUCCGUGGUUAACUGAGGACGGUAAAAACUCUGCCCCAUUGAUCAUCUCACCUGUCAAUCAAACAGAGAUGGCCUCUGCUAAGACUUCCUGGUCUGAAGAGAACUUUUCAUGUUCCAUCUGUCUGGAUGUGUUCAGCAGUCCAGUUUCCACACCAUGUGGACACAACUUCUGCAGAACCUGUAUUACGAAGUUCUGGGAUGAACAAGUCCGGUACAAAUGUCCUGUUUGCAACGAGCAUUUCCACACAAGACCUGAUCUACGUGUCAAUACCCUCUUAUCAGAGCUGGCCGCUCAGUUUAGAACAAAUGUAGAAGUAAAGGAGCAGCCUUGUGUUGAAUCAUCAGAAGUUCCCUGUGACGUCUGUACUGGGACCCAGCUGAAGGCCGUGAAGUCCUGCCUGGUGUGUUUGGUCUCCUACUGCCAAACCCACCUGGAGCCACAUCAGAGAGUCACAGUCAUGAAGAAACAUAGGCUGGUCGAGCCAAUGGGCCGUCUGGAAGACAGGGUGUGUAAGAAACACGACCGACUUCUGGAGCUCUUCUGCAAGACUGAACAGGUGUGUGUGUGUCAGUCCUGCACAGAGGGUGACCACAGGUCCCAUCCUGUUGUACCUCUAAAGGAGGAAUAUGAAGUGAAGAUGGCCCAGCUGGGGAAGAUGGAGGCUGAAGUUCAGCAGAUGAUCCAGGAGAGACAAAAUAAUAUCCUGGAGAUUAAAGACACAGUUAAACGCAGCAAAGCAGAUGCAGACAGAGAGAUAGCCGAUGGUGUGCAGGUCCUCACUGCUCUGAUGCGCUGCAUUGAAAAGUGCCAGGAUGAUCUCAACCAAAUGGUUAAAGAGAGACUGAAAUCCACAGAGAAACAAGCUGAAGACCUCAUCAAAGAGCUGGAGCAGGAAAUAGAAGAUCUGACCAAUAGAAGUUCAGAGGUGAAGCAGCUCUCAUACACUAAAGACCACCUCCACUUCCUCCAGGCCUUCAGAUCCCUGAAGGAUCCUCCACCUACCAGGGACCGGACGACGGUGGAGGUCCAUCCUCCGUCAUACGUAGGGACCUUGAGGAGCUCCCUGGAUCAGCUGGAGGAGACACUGAACAUGGAGAUGAAGAAGAUGCGUGAUGUUGAACUGAAGAGGGUCCAGCAGUAUGAAGUAGAUGUGACUCUGGAUCCUGAUACAGCUCAUCCCAGGCUCAUCCUGUCUGGGGAUGGGAAACAAGUACAUGAUGGAGGUGUAGCGAAGGAACUCCCAGACAACCCUAAGAGAUUUACAUAUUAUAUAUGUGUGCUUACGAGGCAGAGCUUCUCCUCAGGGAGAUUUUACUUUGAGGUCCAGGUUGAAGACAAGACUGUAUGGUAUAUUGGAGUGGCCAGAGAGUCCAUCAACAGAAAAGGUUUUACCCCUCGGACCCCUGAGACGGGCUACUGCACUCUCUACUACGACAAGUAUGGGUUGGUAUUUAAAGGUAACCCUGAUGUCCGUCUCCCUCUGAGAGCUGAGCUCCAGAAGGUGGGGGUGUUUGUGGAUUAUGAUGAGGGUCUGGUCUCCUUCUAUGAUGUGGAAGCCAGGGUUCAUCUCUACUCUGCUACCAGCUGCACCUUUAGAGAGCCUCUCUAUCCAUUCCUCUCUACGGGGUUCCCUUGGGCUGUUCAAAACUCUGCCCCAUUGAUCAUCUCACCUGUCAAUCAAACAGACUAGGACAUUUGUUUGAUGAUCAAAUAACCAAACAACCCACAAAUGUUGUUUUCUGAAUAAGAAUACCAUGUGAGAUCUGAGAGAACUGCAUUUGUAUUGCACUAUUUAAUGUCAUUCAUCAAGGAUAAAUACAAUAAGCCAUUAAUACUUUGUACUAUAAAUAAUACAACCCAUUUUAGCUGGUAAAAUGACACUAUAAUGUUCAAUGUCUUUUUUCCUGAAGGUUUUUUGUUCAUUUGAAGAUAUACAAUUGGGAUUGUAGAAAAUGUUUAAAAUGUGAAUUAUUAACAUUGCUAAAAUUAUAUUUUAUAGAUAUUUUUAAACAAAUACUUAUAUUGUUUAUUAUUUUGAAUCAUGUUUUGACAACACAACACAUUCUUUGUACUGUUUCUAAUUUUAAUAAAAAGUAGAAUGUG
Messenger RNA from Gadus morhua (Atlantic cod), 3772 nucleotides. RefSeq lists its product as uncharacterized. Gene Ontology annotation, molecular function: protein binding; zinc ion binding. The record is from RefSeq and is a predicted model, not a curated record. Lineage: Eukaryota; Metazoa; Chordata; Actinopteri; Gadiformes; Gadidae. The coding region runs from base 114 to 3359 and encodes 1081 amino acids. The transcript is spliced from 3 exons.